UCUCUAUUUCAGUACACGGGGCGCGUUCCGACGAAGUGGUUGUGUACGUUCAGUGUUGAAAAAGCUCGCGCUCUUGGAGGAGACCAAACAUCAAUAAAUAUCGAUCGAGGAAAUCACGUAACUGGAAGCUGACAAAGGGAUCACUUUCGAUUCAGUGUUUCCUUGUUGAUUCAACGAUUUUUUAGCGAUCCACGGAUAUACGAGGACUUAAGGACAUUUCCCUUGGGACAAGCAAGUGGUCGAAGCGUGCAUGCUGAAGCGACCGCCGUUUAGUGACCCACCCCCGAUCGGCUGGGAAGUCCUUAUGGUAGCUGAAGGGCGCGGACGAUCCUUCCCCAGCGAGAUCCAAGGGCUGAAAGGUUGGCCCCGCCGUUGGAGUCACUCGGCCAACACCUACAUUUAGAAGAACCAUGACCGAUCGAAACGAGAACGUCUUAUGCGAUCAAGGAGAUGAAUCGAGCGGGCAAUCCGUCCCGUACAAGCCGCCGUGCAACUGGAACAACAACAACCUCUGCAGCAACGGUUCCGUGAACACGCUGAAAAGGAACGGGAUAAGCUUGUCGAAGGAUCAGAACCACUACCAAAGACCUUACUACAAAACAGACCAAAGCAAUUCGAACCACCGGCAACACAGAAAAGCGCCGAUAGUCGGCUGGCAAAAUGGCAGUCCGACCGUAUUCCCGAGCACACCGUGUCACACCCCGGAUCCGGAUUCUCUGGAUGCGAUCGAUCUAUCACGGUCGCAGAGCGUCGCUUCUUCCACGAGGAGCUCCGAGAUCUGUCAGGAUUCUGGGAACACCGAAGACCUCAGCAGUCUCGCCGGCGAGAGGCUUCUGCCAUCCACCCCCGCCCGCACCAUAGACAGAAGCGUCGAGUCCUUAUCACCGGACAAGGACACCUUCCUGACAGCCUCGCUAGAGCUGGGCAGAGAACUAAGCAAGAACCUCAGCCUGGUCGACGAUCUACAAGACAAAAUCGAUCUGCUCAGCCCGGGUACCGACUGCACCGAGGACAGGAUACCACCCACGCCCAUCGAUCGCAGUUACCUAACGUCGCCGAAUCUCACCUUAGGCCCCAGUCCUACAAACAAAAGCGUGCCGAACUCGUUCGACACCAGUCCGCUCGAGAAAGAGGAUUUCAGCCAUGAGGAUGACUACAAUAAGAAGUUCGCCGACUCGAAAGCUAUCAUCACGGCUAAUCCUGGCUACCGCGACGACGACACUCGAGACUCCAUUGACUCGGACAGCGUCCUGGACUUGGAGGACGAAGAGAUUGGCAAGACCAAGCAGAGCAAGCCGAAAGUACCUGACGGCGGAUGGGGCUGGGUGGUUGUAUUAGCAUCAUUGGUCAUCUCUAUGAUCGCCGACGGAGUAUCCUUCAGCUUUGGGUUACUGUACAUCGAGUUCCUGCAGGAGUUCGGCGCAUCCAAGUCGAAGACGGCUUGGAUCGGGUCGUUGUUCAUGGCGGUGCCGUUGCUGUCCGGGCCCAUUAUGUCCGCUCUGGUGGAUCGUUAUGGCUGCCGAAGUAUGACCAUUCUAGGCGGCCUGAUCUCCGGGCUUGGUUUCGUGCUGAGCUGCUUCAGCAACACCAUCGAGGUAAUGUACUUGACUUUUGGAGUCAUCGCGGGUCUCGGUUUGGGUUUGUGCUACGUCACUGCGGUCGUGAGCAUCGCUUAUUGGUUCGACAAGAAGCGAACCCUAGCUGUAGGUCUCGGUGCCUGCGGCACUGGUAUCGGUACCUUCGUGUACGCCCCGAUGACUACGUUUUUCAUCGACGAGUACGGAUGGCGGGGCACCUGUCUGCUACUGGCGGGUACCUUUUUCAAUAUGAUCGUCUGCGGCACGGUCAUGCGAGAUCCCGAGUGGUGGAUUGUGGAGCAGCAGAAGCAGAAUGGUAACACCCCGAAAAAAUCGGUAACCAAGUCCGAGUGCGAUAGGUCCACCGGCAGUGUCGCCGAUGAGUUCCCUGGGAUCGAGGAGCUUAGGAAGAUGUUGAAGAGCGGUCAUGCGCCCGAGUAUUUGUUGCAGAUACUCAGUACCACCACCGAGGACCCGCACGCGGAUAACGGGGAUUUUAGGUUCAGAAGCGUCGUUAAUCUUCCGACUUUUGUCAGGCAUAACGAGAAGGUGCCAAUGGAGGUAUUAGAACUGUUGGCCAGUAACCCAAGACUGUACAACGUCAUUCUGGAGAACUACCCUAAUCUUCUAUCCUGUCGAAGUUGUUCGGAUAAAAAGCUACACGAAUCCGCUGGAGAAGUUGCCAAGAAAAGCGUCGUCACAAUGUCUAUGAGGAUCAAACAAGCGAGCGAUGAACCGAAAUGCGAUGAUACAAAUGCAGCAAAUCAUGUUCAGAUAGGGCCUGUAUCCGGUUCUGUAAAAAAUCAUGUAACUAAGAAGAUAUCCAAGAAAGAAUCUGAAGAGGCCAAUCCUUUGUUGACCAAAGAAAUUGAAAAUGUAGGGACCGAAGCACGAAAGGUAAAAUCAAUUUCCAAACAACGCUUAGGAGAUCUGAAUUGCGGCGUUGUCCGAACGGACUCUCUACCGUGGCUGAGAAGGCAAUUCAACACAAAUACUCACUACUUCAAGGAUAUCAGGGUUCACAGGAACUCUGUUAUGUAUCGCGGUGCUGCCUUAAAUUUGCACAAGUACAGAUUAAGAGCCAGUAGCUGUCCAGAUAUUUAUAGAAACAGCAUGACUACAUUGGCAAAAGAGAACGAGGAGAAGUGGUACGGCGAAUUGUUAGAUUUACUAAAGGGCAUGAUGGACUUCUCUAUGUUCCUGGAGCUACACUUUUUAUUACUAUCACUGUCAACGAUCUUGUUGUUCACUUGGUUUAUCGUGCCUUACUUCUACCUUGCCGAGCAUCUUACUAGGAACAGUUACUCCGAACCUGACGCUGCAAAUCUCCUUAGUAUUAUUGGCAUCACCAAUACGAUUGGAAUGAUUGGUCUCGGCUGGGCUGGAGAUCAACCUUGGAUGAACGUUAGCAAGACGUACACCUGGUGUCUGGUUGCCUGCGGUAUAGCGACAACCCUAAUGUCAAUACUAACUCCUUACUACAACCUGUUGAUGGUCACCUCGGCAGCGUUCGGCCUAUUCUUCGCGAGUAGCUUUAGCUUCACUCCGGUGAUACUCGUGGAAUUGAUACCUUUGGAGAGAUUUACAACCGCUUACGGGCUUAGCCUGCUUUGUCAAGGUAUAGGGAAUCUUCUUGGCCCGCCACUGGCUGGUUGGAUAUUCGAUGUGACGGAUUCAUGGGAUAUGUCUUUCCACAUGGCCGGUGGUGGGAUCAUCGUCUCUGGGCUUCUGGUAGGGCUAAUCCCCUACACGAAGAACCGAAAAAUCUGGGGCAAAGGUCCAAUUGAAAUGGAACGUGAGAAAGACUGUUUAGCAUAGAUUGACUACUAGCAGUACCCUAACAAUGUUAACAUUUAAGCAACCGAGGGAUUCGCCUGAUUAAUCCUCCGUCUACAACUCUGUUUUCACCGACGCCUGCAUACUGGGUUACUAGUAUGUUUUUAUGUUUUAAAGAAUUCCCAAAAAUUCUUGAAUACUCUUUCAUAUGUUCCUAGAAUAUCAUCCAUUUAUUCUAAAAAAUCUAAACAGUGAGAAAUGAUUUGAAGAUUUACAAAUGAAUGCUAUAUAAAAUUUUAGGUCGGAAAACUUUUCAUUACAAAAUCGAACUAAAGUCAUAAUAAUUUGAAGUGUUUUAAUGUUGUUUGUUCAUGUUAACUGAUAACAAUAAAUUAUCUUUAUUGCGUACAAUAAUUAUAGAACUAUGUGCGAUAUUUAUCAUAAUAGUUUUCUUCCUGUAUUUGUUUAUGUAAUUUAUUUAUGUUAAAAAACGAAGUCUCUCUUUUUUUUAACAUUUUCGUAUAUUGGAGUAACUAUAAAAAUAAAAACAGAAUUGAAAACAGCCCAGUUUGCAGGUGAGGGGUUAAAUCUAGUUUAGCGAAUCUUUUUAAUAACAAGUCGUUUAUUGUGACGACACAAUUAGUGAUAAUUAGAAACAUUUAUAGGUAUAUUAAUCAAAUUUAUUAUUUAUACGCUUGAAAUGUGUUGUAAUGAUCGACAUUUUUAGUCAUUUUCUGUAGAUACAGUGCAUCACGAAAGUAUUUGAAUGCCCUCUAAAACGAAAAACUAUUUUGUAAGUUGGAGCAAACAGAUUAAAUUUUUUGAAGAUGA
This is a messenger RNA of Megalopta genalis, 4184 nucleotides long. RefSeq names its product monocarboxylate transporter 9. NCBI's taxonomy places the organism in Eukaryota, Metazoa, Arthropoda, Insecta, Hymenoptera, Halictidae. Gene Ontology annotation, biological process: monocarboxylic acid transport; transmembrane transport. The record is from RefSeq and is a predicted model, not a curated record. Gene Ontology annotation, molecular function: monocarboxylic acid transmembrane transporter activity.